AUGGGAUAUCGGUUGAGUAUCGGCCAUGGCGAGAAGUCCAUCAAACAAGGGCCCAUCAUUCUUGGCCAACCGGCCAAACACAACUUGGGCGGAAUUGGGCUAUUCAGUACACCCACUGACUACAUGAAACUCUUAUCUAGUCUUCUAGGAGCUGGUUAUCCAUUAUUGUCCAAGUCUAGUAUUGAUAUACUGUUUCAGCCACAGCUGAAUGAGGCGUCUCGGAUGGCAAUGCCAAAGCCUCUGGGUUCUCAAAUGAGACGAGUUCUUGGAAUCAAAUGCUUGGAUGAUCACACACAGGCAGAUCAUUGUUUGGCUGGGACAAUGACGUUGAAGGACAUUCCUGGCCGACGGCGAGCAGGUACUGUUAAUUGGAGUGGGUUGCCUAACUUGCAUUGGUGGCUCGACCGUCAGACAGGUAUCACAGCUGCUCUUUUUACCCAACUUAUGCCGGCCGGGGAUGCAGCUGUUACUGGCCUUUUGAUUGAGUUAGAGGUAGCUCUCUAUAAGGCACUCGAAGUCAACGCAGGCUAUCCUAGCAGUGGUUCCAAGUUAUAG
Messenger RNA from Penicillium canescens, 555 nucleotides. RefSeq lists its product as uncharacterized. Bases 1 to 555 code for a protein of 184 amino acids. The record is from RefSeq and is a predicted model, not a curated record. The transcript has 2 exons. NCBI's taxonomy places the organism in Eukaryota, Fungi, Ascomycota, Eurotiomycetes, Eurotiales, Aspergillaceae.